AGGAGAAUAUGAAUAAAUAGGGAGCAGAGGCAGAACUGAGCUUUACAUGCUAUUCUAAGUCUGAGAAUAUUACAUUGAUUUUUUUGCAACAAAAGAGCGCACUUUGGAAAGAAGGAGAGGGGAAAAAAAAAAAGAAAUAUAAGGGCAUACCAACCACAAGAGAUAUGUCCCUGUCUGUCAAAGAGAAGACAAGUGCAAGGCUUGUGUUCUUGGGAGCGGCAGGAGUUGGGAAGACAUCCUUGAUUUGCCGUUUUCUCCAGGACACGUUUGACGUGAAGCAUAGGCACACUGUGGAAGAGUUGCACAGCACAGAGUAUGAAACUGCAGGUGGCACAGAAGUUAAAAUUGAAAUCUUGGAUACCAGUGGGAGUUACGAGUUUCCCGCAAUGAGAAAAUUGAGCAUGCAGAGCGGAGAUGCCUUUGCGCUUGUUUAUUCGGUUGACGACCCAGACAGCUUUGAGAGGGUACGUAGAUUACGGGAGGAGAUUUUAGAGGUCAAGGAAGAAAAAAGUCCCCCGAUUGUUGUAGUAGGGAACAAAAAAGAUGAGGCGGUUACCCAAAAAGUGCUUUGGAAGGAAGCCAUGUCAACCGUGGAACUGGAGUGGAACAGCUGUUUAUUGGAGACAUCUGCCAAGGAAAAUCUCAAUGUGACAGAAGUAUUCAGGGCACUGCUGACAGAAGUCAACUUACCUUAUCGACUGAGUCCAGCUUUAAGGAGAAGGAGGGAAACCAUUCCUAAUGAGGGUAAUCGCAAACCUCCCAUGAACAAAACUAACAGUUGUAGCAUGUGUUGAUAGCAGACCUUCAAAUUCCAGCUGUGUGUAUGCAAGGACUAAAAAUGGGACAUAAGGAAGGAGAGUGGAAGCAAACAUUCAACACUCUAAACUACAGAGAACAAUCGUUUCCACUAUGGCCAGCAAGAAUCUAAUAGUUAUGGAUUUUAUGUUUUAACGCAAAACAGUUGUUGCAUUGAAGGAAUAAGGGCAGCUAUUGAAACCCUUAGAUUUAUGAGAAGAAAAAAAACAAAAAUGGUUGACCUCCUGUCUGAUUUACAAUAUGUAGAUAACAAACCUAACUUGCACAUCUACCCAUUUAUUGACUGAAGAUCAAAAAUGACUGUAUAACCUGUGCUAUUUAGAUGGAUAGCAAAAUAGUCUAAGAAAAUGUGUUCUGAUCUCACCAGAAAUGUGGCAGCAGUUUUGUGCUUUUUGGAAAAUAGUCCAUGGUAGAUUACAACAAAAACAGAUUAUGCAAAUUGUCAACUACUAAUUAAAUCAAAAUCAUAAAAUUCUAUGAGAUCAGGUAACCAGAUGGAUUUUUUUUUAUUUUUUUUUUAAAUUUCAGUAUUGCAAAUGGUGAUGAGCAGUCAUUUUACCUUACCCCAACCUUCUGUUGCAUUCACUUGUAAUGUCUAUGAAUUAACCAGAUGUUUAGCCGUAAUACACUAAAGCUAGAUUGCUUACACUUGAGGAUAAACUCAUUGUAAAACUGUUGUCUCUAAGAUGUUUUUAUUCUUUAAUAUGGACAAACAACUGUUGGGUAGCAUAAAAACCGAGAUAUAUUGUUUGCAUAAGAAAAUAAAAAUGUAUUUACUUGUUGAAAAUUAAAUUAGUUCAUGACUUGAAAUUUAACAA
Molecule: messenger RNA, 1634 nt
Organism: Pelobates cultripes (western spadefoot toad)
Lineage: Eukaryota; Metazoa; Chordata; Amphibia; Anura; Pelobatidae
Source: the annotation of a GenBank genome assembly